Molecule: messenger RNA, 1839 nt
Organism: Melanotaenia boesemani (Boeseman's rainbowfish)
Lineage: Eukaryota; Metazoa; Chordata; Actinopteri; Atheriniformes; Melanotaeniidae
Product: transmembrane protein 233
Exons: 3
Coding region: 480-800 (106 amino acids)
Cellular component (GO): membrane
Source: RefSeq, a predicted model, not a curated record
CUUAGUUUACCUGUAAAAGCAGUAGGAAAUUCUCUGUUGUGUUUCUGUUGAGAAACAUUGUUUUGAAAAUCUUAACAGACAUACAAAAAGAGGGUUGCAUAUGCUGCAUCCAGUAUAUACUUAAUGUGGUGUUCUAACAAGAUACAUCAUUCAGCACUGGUGUGAGGUGCCAGGCCAGCAGUGGUAAACAGAAUCUGAUCCCUCACAGUUGUACUCAGGUCCUGGAUGGAGGCCAGAAAGGUUAGUGAUCCUCUCCCACCUCUCUGCUUCUUCCUGGCUGUCUACAAAAUUAUAAUUUUCCAUCAUGGAAGGAGGUGUAGAACCAAAGGACAAGAUCAGAUUUACUAAGCAGAUUUUCAAGCUUCUGAUUAUUUAUUGUAGUUUAUAGCUGGACUUUGGCUUGAUUUAUCUCCUUAACUUUUCAUCUUUUUCAUUUUAGUUUUUUUUUCCUUUUUUUUCAUCCCUUGGCAUCAGGCUCAAUGGCACAAACAAAAGAGAAAAGCUCCUUAAGUGGGAGUACAUUUUUUGACAGGGUUUCUAUAGAAGUCCAGGAACCUCCGCCUCCGCUCCAUAGCUACCUUUGUUUGGCCAUGUUUGCUUGUUUUUGUCCAGCAUAUCCCAUUAACAUUGUGGCCCUGGUCUUCUCUGUCAUGUCUAGAAGCAGCUAUUACCAAGGGGACUACGACGGCUCCCGGCGACUGGGCAGGAACGCCCUCUAUGUUGCUGUUGCUUCCAUCAUCAUCGGCUUUCUCAUCAUCACCAUCAGCUGCAUUGUUCAUUUUACUACGAUGGAGUAUUAGGCCUGAGGGAGCAGAGAGCAAGGAAAAAGCUAUAAGACACUUAAUGAAAACUUUGGAUGAUAUUCUCUGGAUUGGCUCAGGUGAUGCCAGUGAAAGGAUUUAAAUCAUGUUUACUUCACUCUGUCCAUCAGCUUCUUAUUUAUUUAUUUAUUUUUUAAAUAUUUUAUAUGUACAGUUAGUAAUUAUGAAUUAUCGUGGGUAUAAACAUUGUAAUAUUUGAUGUCACUGAUGCUUUAACUAAAAGGCAGCUCUCUUGGAAAAUGUAGGAAAUACAUGGAUUUUUAUUUGGCUGUAAAUGUGAGAAACACAUCUUUCACUGUUUAUGUUUCAGUAGAAGCAGAAUAAGAAGUAGAAUUUUUCAUAGAACUCAAGAGUUCUUUUCUAUUAUCAGAUAACUCCUUUAAACUGUAAAAAUAAAUACAGUGGCAAACUGUUCAAAAUGCUUGGGGUGAAAAGCUGUCGUCAUGUCAUAUUUAAAAAGUACAGCGCCUGAAGCAAAUAUUAGUGCAUCCUGCACAAUCAGUUCUUAGUAACACCCUUUUUGGCACAUAUUGUAGCUCGUAAAUGCUUUUGUAGCUAGCUAAGAGUCUUUUAGUUCUUCUUUGGGGGAUUUUAAUCACUUCUUCCAGCAGAAGGCUCCUAAUGAUCCUGCAUGCACUGCAAUAUUGAGGUCUUAAAAAUGGGGUGAUGUUUGUUUCAUCUGAUAUUUAACUUAAUCUAAUCUUCACACUAUCAGUGGGAAAAAUGUUCUUUUUCUGUAAUUAACAACAAUUUUUUUACUCAUUGCAGGCUAAUAUAUAUAUUUAACCUCAUCAGUCUACAAGAAUGGUUGGCUAAAUGUUUAUAAAAUUGAUUAUUUGUAAACUACUAACACAAAAUUUGUGGCAAGGAAACAGGAAAUGUGUUUUUUUUCCCCCCUCUGAUGACUCUCUUAUGAAGAUGAUAUCUAUGCAGGUGUUGCUCUGGAGCAACGGCGUACUGUUCAACUGCACUCCAGCAUCAGCUAAAAAUACCUGAAGAAAGUCAGUGUUUGUUUAUU